GCCAGCCUCACUUUCAGGCUCCAACCUUGGAGGCUCCCAAGUGUGUCUGCCCACGGAAAGCGAGAGGCUUAAACCAUCUUACUCUCCACGGCUCCUAUAUCUGGCUAAAGCAACCGGGAAACUCUCUUUAAGACGGGCUCACGAUAUUCCAAUUGUGAUAUUGACUGAGCAGGGAGCUAUGGAAACUGUUGAAUUUUGACACCUGACAAGGCCGAUCCUCGAUGAUUUUAAGCUUGUUUUGCCCAGGUACCCGGUACACCUAAGACUGGGACCUCCCUACUCAAUCCCGACCUUUGCACGUUAAGCCUCCUAGAACCACAACACAGAGCCUUGAUUAUCCUUGCGUCGCCCAUCGUCACCAAAUAGCAGCCGACAGGCUUCACCUCGUAUACCUGCUUCCAGCUCCAUCGCCUAUUUUCAGUCCUCGCUGCGCCGCCUCCUCUCUUCCCGCCUCCCCCCUCUCAUCAUUUAGAAAUCAUGAUAUUCACCCAAACUCGGUAAUGGCUGAAGCUGCAGAGGUCCAACCAUCCCCAGUGACACAACCAGAGCAUGGCAUGGCUCUUCACGACAAGUUUCCAUCCCCCGUCGCCAUCUUCCCUGUUCAGGAUGUCGACAGCAGCGUUCCGGUCGACGCGAACACGCCAUCCCCCAGCAUGACCGCGCGAGACCAGACACGGUCAACGGUCUCCAAGUACCUGGGGGGCAAGGAGCAAGAAUGGAAGGCCGUGUCCGAGAGGAAGGGCCCUCUCACCCUGUUGGAGCUGCCCGUAGACAUUUUGCGACUGGUGGUUAAGGAGAUGACGCACACAAACGACCUCACCGCCUUGGCCCUGACGAACUCGACUCUCCAUAACCUCGCCGUGCCUCACAUCUACGCCCGGUUCGACAUCGUGUGGCCGGACGGCCAUGUAGCCUCGACAGAUUCCAAAAGCGUCGACGCCCUUACCUACGGCCUAUCUACGCUAUGUCUAGGAAGCUCGUUUACCAGAACGAUGAGAAAGCUGGCUUCUCCCGGGACGGCCCCGCAGCUGUCGAGGUUCAAGGGGAACGAGUACGCCAAGUACACCCGCAACUUCUCGCUUGGAAACGGACCGGACGACUGGGUCGCCGAGUACAUGAUCUCGAAAGAGAGCGGGAAGAUGCUGGGCACCCUGGUGGCCCUGGCAGUGGCCAAGAUGACCAACCUGGAGACUUUCGUAUGGGAUAUGCCUACAGGCGUGCUUUCCGACGUUUUCAUGGCCCUCGCGUCUCUGCCGGAGCGCCACGAUAACAACGAGUGCAAGCUAUCACGUGUAUGGGUUAGGUGGCAUGAUAACAGCGAGAACUCAGGAUCGUCAAGUUCGAGCGCGAGUCCUCUGGGGCCCCCUCCGGCAGUCGUCCCAGUGGGCAGCACCCUGACGCCGAUCGGGAUCCUUUUACCGGCCGACGCUGUCCACCCGCCUCCAAGAGCCCCCGUCUCGUACUCUGAACACCUCGUUGAGUACCCCACCUUCAGUGUCCUCCCCCCGGUGAAGAGCCUCACAGUUCUGGAGAUCGACGAGCUGGCAUACUUAGACGAGAUGGCCGACCUGAUAGAGCGCUCGAAAGGCCGCCUCCAGGAACUAAGAGUGGGAAUAUCCUCGACGGCCGUACACAAGGACUUUGUCCAGACAUGGGAUGGCCCUGGUUUGCAUCAGGUUGACCACAAUGCCCGCUGGCCUGGCGAGAGCACCAUCGGCGACAGGCGCUUGGGCGGUGUACUUGGAGUUCUAGUUGGGAAGAUCUACGACAUUAGGAGAAAGGCCUCCGUUAAGGGGAAGGAGAAAGUCUAUUCCCAGACACCCGUUCUGCCCGGGAUGGCAGCACCCUCCAGUGCCUCUAUCCCGACCCAAGGACAGGCUGACGGAAACCCUGUUUCAUCCACGAAUGGCCCGGUUCCUGCCGUAGUCUCACAUGGUCCGAAUGGUAAUUCGGCACCCGGGCCUUCCUCACAGCCCCAAGGCCAGAGCACAUCAAAGUCAACGAGACGGGAUGGCAUCCCAGAAGCACCAGAAACAGGCAAGCCGGUCAAGCCCAGCAUGGACGGAAGGAAGAGGUUGGAAGGGAAAUUGAAGCUACACACUUUGGAACUUGAAAGGAUACCGCUCUCGAUGCAGGUCUGCCGGAACGCAAUAGACUGGUCGGUCUUGUCGAGCUUGACUAUACUGGAAUGUGCCCAGCAUGAAAACCUAUGGAAGCUACUGAGGAGGCAAUUCCAGCCGACACCUACGAGCGCCGGAUUUGGAAUCUCGGCAACCAAGCCGUGCCCAAAUGCGCCGCUACAGUAUCAUCUUUCCUUGAAGCGUAUACACACAGAUGUCACUUCGUCCGCUCUCAUCAGCUUCAUCAAGGAGACGUUGGCACCGAACACUCUAGAAAUUCUAUUUCUGCAGGAUCGAAGGCGAGGGUCUGGACCGCCGCCUGUGACCAUUGACCAGAUCUUCAAGGGGGCGUUGAAACGGCACCGGUCAAGCCUCCGGAAACUGCUCCUGGACAGCGCGAUCAAAGGUACCGUGACCACGACUUCAGCGGUGGAGAAUACCAGGUGGCAGAAUUGGGUGCUCACGACCGACAUCUUGAUGUACAUCACGAGCGGACGCAUGAGCAACUUGCGCGAGUUGGCUGUGUCGCUCGACUUCAAAGACUGGCACACCUUCCUCCAACGUCUCCCCAACCUACCCCAGCUCCGUUCUCUCAACAUCCCCUACAUAGCCGAUUAUGUUAUCCCCUUCGAGCCGAAGCAUCUAGCCAUGCAGGUCAUCGACAUCAUCACGCUGCGGCCGGAGAUCCAGCUCUGCUAUAUGGGCAUCUCGACCAAGUGCUUCGAGAUCCUCGAAUCGCGGCCCAGCGAAUCAGGGGCCGGCGGGAACAUCAACGGCGGCAGCAGCAGCGCCGGCGCCGGCGGACAUAAUGGCGCCAGCUCGCAAUCGAACGGCGCCGGCGCCGCGGCCGCCGAGGGUUCCGACGGCGACAAUGCCGACGACGACGACGACGAGACGUCCGAAGAGGAGGACGACGACGACAACGAGGUGACGGACGAGGAGGGCGACGACGAGGAGGCUACGCCUACCAGCCCGACGGACCCGGACGAGACGCAGAGCGAGAAUUCGGACGCCGAUGACUCGGACGACGACAGCUUCGUCGAGCCGGACUCGUCUUCCAGGGUUCAGCUGCGCCUGCGCGAGAUAUUGUUUUAUGACGACAAGGUUGCUAUUUUCAAGGCUCGGCACGCUAAGCUCUAGAUUGGACCAGGAAAAGAAUGGCGUACCCACGGACAGACAGACGGACGAGCAAGCAGAAGAAAAUUCGCAAAGGGCUCAGUUCUGACGAUGGACUCGGUGCUAGAUGGUUGGAUCCCCGGGUUUUUUUUUGGUUUGGCAAAUCGCUGCGCGCUCCGUUAAACUACAGCAUGGCGUAAAUCGCGUUUUACUAUCUGUAGGUUCUAGUAUUCAUGACACUCUUACCGUCCCCUCGCUGGGUGGGGGACCUGUACCUCUUAUUUCGGGCUUCUCACCUGCGCUUCUAUCUACUUUUCCGGCCUUUGUGGCUAAGCUAGGCGUUUGGGGGGAGUAACGAAAGGGAAAGGGGGGAAUGUAACAAGCGGAAAAUUUGUAACUACACUACACUACACACUCAGCUGGUGUUUGUGAAGUCGGUUUCUUGAUAUCAUUAUGCUUGUGCCUGACACCUGCUGCUG
Molecule: messenger RNA, 3715 nt
Organism: Phialemonium atrogriseum
Lineage: Eukaryota; Fungi; Ascomycota; Sordariomycetes; Cephalothecales; Cephalothecaceae
Exons: 3
Coding region: 501-3260 (919 amino acids)
Source: RefSeq, a predicted model, not a curated record